Molecule: messenger RNA, 435 nt
Organism: Vigna unguiculata (cowpea)
Lineage: Eukaryota; Viridiplantae; Streptophyta; Magnoliopsida; Fabales; Fabaceae
Product: RING-H2 finger protein ATL2-like
Biological process (GO): protein ubiquitination
Source: RefSeq, a predicted model, not a curated record
AUGGAUCUCUAUCCUUGGUUUCUGAUAUUUGGAACACUGGCAAUUUCUUUCACGUUCUUCACUUUCAUCAUGCUUGGAUGGUGCUUGGAUACCAAUCACAUACGAUCCCUUCCUACAACAGCCUUAUCUUUUGAUGACAAAUUCUCUCCUUGCAAGAGUUUGGAGUCUCAUUCGAUUACCUUCCAUUACAAGGCUGCAGAAGGCACAAACCAGACUGAAUGUGUUAUCUGUUUGACAAGUUUUGAAGAAGAAGAAAGUGUACGGAAGCUUCACACUUGCAAGCACAUCUUCCACACCUUUUGCAUUGACAAGUGGCUUGGCUCUCAUUCAGGUUGUCCACUGUGCCGCACUCAGAUCGAUAAAGUGAGUUCCCUAAACAGUAGAAUGUCUUUGGAAGAAAAUGAUCACAUGAUCAUGGUCAUUGUCAACUCCUGA